GCCUGCGCAGUGCGGCGGCGGGGCGGGCACGGCGGCCGGCGGCCGGCGGCGGGCACCAUGGCGGAGGAGGUGCGCCCCCUGAUGAAGGCCACGGUCCUGAUGCGGCAGCCCGGGCGGGUGCAGGAGAUCGUGGGCGCCCUCCGCAGGGGCGGGCGGGACCGCCUGCAGGUCAUUUCUGACUUUGACAGGACCCUGAGCAGAUUUGCCUAUAACGGGAAGCCCUGCCCUUCUUCCUACAAUAUUCUGGACGACAGCAAGAUCAUCAGCGAGGAGUGCCGGGAGAAGCUGAAGGCGCUCCUUCACCAAUAUUACCCAAUUGAGAUUGACCCACAGCGGACCGCCAAGGAGAAGGCGCCUCAUAUGGUGGAGUGGUGGACCAAAGCACACGAUCUCCUGUGUCAGCAGAAGAUUCAGAAGUCUCAGAUAGCCCAGGUGGUCAGAGAGUCCAACGCCAUGCUGAGGGAGGGAUACAAGACGUUCUUCAACACCCUCCACCAAAACAACAUCCCCCUCUUCAUCUUCUCCGCGGGCAUCGGCGACGUCCUGGAGGAAAUCGUCCGGCAGAGGAAAGUGUUCCACCCCAACAUCCACGUGGUGUCCAACUACAUGGAUUUCGACGAAGAUGGUUUCCUGCGGGGCUUCAAGGGCCAGCUCAUUCACACGUACAACAAGAACAGCUCCGUGUGCAGGAACUCCAGCUACUUCCAGCAGCUGCAGGGCAAGACCAACGUGCUGCUGCUGGGGGACACCAUGGGGGACCUCACCAUGGCCGACGGCGUUCAGGGCGUGGAGAACAUUCUCAAGAUCGGCUUCCUCAACGACAAGGUGGAGGAGCAGCGGGAGCGCUACAUGGCCUCCUACGACAUUGUGCUGGAGAAGGACGAGACGCUGGACGUGGUCAACGGGCUGCUGCAGCACAUCCUGCACCAGGGGGACGGGGUGGAGACGUGGGGCUCCUGAGAGGCGGGCGCAGGGUGAGAGCGGAGGGAGGGGAGCCUCCGGGGGCCGCUCCGAGGUGAGCCUGGUGUGUGCAGAGGGCAGCUCAGGUCAUCCCCUUGCUGCUGGGUCCGUACCCUCCCCUCCCCCUUCCCCUGGCACAUUCUUGUGAGCUCUCCAAGGCCUGAGGGAGGCCCUGGCAGGUGGGAGGAGCAGAAGCCACUCCAGAUGAGUCGGACCUGCAGGCUGUUUGCAUUCCGGGGGUCGUGUGGUCCAGGAUUCUGGUUUUCGGAAAUGUUUAACGUGGGAUGCUGUUCUUCAAACAAAUCAAAUGUGUAAAGUGGAU
Molecule: messenger RNA, 1282 nt
Organism: Pipistrellus kuhlii (Kuhl's pipistrelle)
Lineage: Eukaryota; Metazoa; Chordata; Mammalia; Chiroptera; Vespertilionidae
Gene: NT5C3B
Product: 5'-nucleotidase, cytosolic IIIB
Exons: 9
Coding region: 58-960 (300 amino acids)
Cellular component (GO): cytoplasm
Molecular function (GO): magnesium ion binding; 5'-nucleotidase activity
Source: RefSeq, a predicted model, not a curated record